UCUGUGCAUAUUUGUUCGUGCUGGAUUCUAAACUGUCAGUUUCUCUUUGAACGCGCCCCAAGUCGCUGCUGUUUCCUCUGGAAUAUUUCUGUACUUAAAGUUGCCACGGGAUGAGGACUCUUGGAAGUCUCACCUUGCUUUACGCGGUUGCUAUCUGUCAGGGAUACUUGUCAAAUCAAAACCCUAAACAGUUCUCACAGACAGUACCACAGCUAAACUCUUGGGCCUCCGGAAACUUCAAUGAAGUGCGAGAGCUGGCUAAUCAACUUAAGCAGAAAUUCAACGUUUUAUCCCAGGGAUUGACUGACUUUCGAUACACUUCGUCGUGGAGUGAUUCUAUUUUAGGACUCAGCGGUAGAAGCUCCUCCCAGUUAGACGUUUUAACUUCUAAAAUCAUCGAACAGCUUGUGGCGAAUAUGCAUCAGGGAGUUAUCACCUAUAGUGAAAUAGCACAGCCCAAUUUCUUUGAAGCAAAGGCCGCUGAAUUUCUUGAGCGUUACGCGGCAAGCAAGAGUGAUAGCCAGCCGCAUACAGUGGGCCUGGAACCUUUUCAACCCAUAGACUUGACAGGAUUCGAUGAGGUGAAGAACUAUGCCUAUCCUGCUGAAGUCAAAGUUCUUGAAGGGAAGACCUACGUGGUGCAUCGCAAUUGCACUGAGGCCACAAAGAUAUCAGAAUUCAGUGGCUCGGCGCAACUGAAGCAAAGAUUACUCGACCAUGGGCAGGCAGCUCUUCCUCUCAACAGCACUACGACCACCACCGCCCAAAAGAAGACCAUACAUGACUGGGUAAGGGAGAACAUGGAGCCAAACGUGGUCGGCUACAACUCGGUGGUUCAUGUGGACCGCCAGUUGGUAAACACCGUCUACAACCAAAUGAAGCCCGGAGCCAGCUCGACCGUGUCAAUAUACAGUUUUAAUGAAACAUUGGCCAGGAAUGCGGACGGAACCAGUUCCAUAGGAGGUUCGGAGCCGCAGCAUCGCUGGCAGGACGGAGAGUUGGUAUAUGAUCUGGGCCAGCCUAUUGGUAAGACCACACCCCUGCAUGAUGAGCAAUGGAAACGCGAGGAACGCGAAAGGCUUUUCUGGUAUCUUACUACGCCGCAAAGGCUCGACGACUGGCAGCAGCAGCAGAAAGAGCGUAUGCUUGGUGUCGUAAAGCGCUAUGGGAUAACUCUGUCCGUGCUAAAAGAGUUCCAUCGCCGCGAACUAUCCCGCUACCAGGCUCUUCUGGUUCAGAACAGGCCCCAAAUUGAUGAUAGACGCGGUUGGCAAAGGCAGGAGCUUGGUCGCCUGAACUGGCUGAUCAAACAAAAUGGCUUUACUGCCCAGGACAUGAAGCGCUGGCAGAACGAGAACGACCGCAAGCUUGUCCAGGUGGCCAAACAACACGAUAUCACUCAGAAGGAAUUACGGCAGUGGCAGACGGACGAGCUGCAACGUCUUUACGUCCAUUUUAACCAAAAGAACGCGUCACUGGUGCCUCAAAUGAGCUACACUAUCUUUUCACCCAGCUCAUUUACCGAGGAGAACACAAAAGAGCAACAGCGUAUGGUUGAGCUGAUUCGUCAGCACAAUACCACAAUCACCGCUCUACAAAACUCAAUUAAAACCGAUCAACAGCGACUGAAGAAUCUUUCAAUAAGGUACCAGGGUGAUAUACAAAACCAGACGCAGUGGCUUCGCAGUGAGGUGGCCCGAAUCGGAGAACUAAUAAAGAACCAAAGCGAGCAGGUUUCUAAGAUCACUGCAUGGCAAAUCUCCGAGCGCUCUCGCCUUAAAAAUAUCCUGAUACAACACCGCGGUUCUAUUGAAGAACUGCAGCAACGAAUGAACCAAGAUCGGAACUACCUGCAAAAUCUGGCCAUUAAGUACCAAGUGACCGUUGAAGAGCUGGAGAAAUGGCAGCACGAAGAGUUGCAGCGUCUUCAAGUGCGCGGGCAGCAACAGCUGGAGGACCACAUCAAGGACUGGCAGGCCAGCGUAAGCACCAACCUGCGCGACAUUGUUGCUAGAAAUCAGUUCACCCUAGAGGAGUUCCAAAAUUACAUCAUUAACGACCGCAGUCGCUUGGAGGACAUGGCUCGCAUGUAUAAAGUGAAUUUGGAGGAGAUCGAGCAAUGGAUAAAGAACGAACUAAAGAAGUUGCAUUCAGAAGGCUUGCUCAAAGAUAUGGAAAAUGAGUUGAUUCAGUGGCAGUUGGCGGAGCGCAAUCGUCUUGAGGCCUUGGUCCAGCACAGCACGCUGACCGUGGAUCAGUUGGAGACAAAAAUAAAAAAUGACCAAGAGCACUUCUUUCAGUUGGCCGACAAGUAUAAAAUCAGUGUAGACGAGAUUCAAGACUGGCUAAAAAAGGAGCUGACCCGCUUGAAAAGCGAAGGCCUGGUCAAGGCGAAUACGUUAAAAGACUGGCAACAAAAUGAGCGCGCAAAAAUCUUGAUGCUCGUGGAGAAGAAUAAAUACUCGCUCUCCGAGCUUGAGCGCAAAGUAUUGACAGAUCAUGCACGUCUCCAAGAGCUUUCGAAAACUUAUAAAGUAAAGGUUUUUGAGAUUGAGGAAUGGAUUAAGUCCGAGGUUGCUCGACUACAACACGAGGGGCAACUGAGAGUGGAGUCUCAGCUCAACAACUGGCAGAAAAUUGAGCGCCAGCGCCUACUAAACCUUAUCAAUAAGAAUAAUCUUUCAAUCGAUGAAAUCGAGUUAAAAAUUGGCAGGGACCAGACUCACCUCUAUAGCUUGGCACAACAGCAUCAGGUACACGUCGAGGAGAUCGAGCAAUGGAUCAAAAAGCAGAUUCAAAAGUUACAGGACCAGGGCCUGAUUGAGAUGCAGAAACUACAGGAUUGGCAGGUGGAGUGGCGCGGUAAUCUUUCUAACAUGGUGCAGGACCGCGACUACACGGUCGAGGAAUUCCACAAGUGGUUGCUCAAAGACCGAGCCCAAUUACAGAGUUUGGCUAUGCAACACAACGUGCAGAUUGAGGAAAUUGAGCAGUUCGUUCAAAAGGAAGAGCAGCGCUUUAUCGAAAUGGGUCUAUUAAAACCGAGUGAAAAGCUGACUAAUUGGCAGGAGGUAGAACGCUUACAUCUGAAGAAUCUAGCCCAGCAGCAGUACAAGUCUACAGAGCAGUUAGAGGCCUGUCUGCAACAGGAUCGAGAACUUCUUAAAGGCCUGGCCCGCCAGUAUAGCGUCCAAGUGGAGGAAAUCGAAAGGUGGAUGAAGCAAGAGAUAUCUCGCAUGCGGGACGAGGGCCAGCUUCAAGUCGACAACCUUACCUCUUGGCAGCUGGCGGAGCGCGAGCGUUUGGAGGCCCUCAUCAAGCAGAACAAACAGUUGAGCGCCGAGGAGCUUAAAGCCGAGCUGGAAAAGGAUCGUCAACACAUGCACACUAUGGCUUUCCAGUACCACACAUCAGUCGAGGAAAUUGAAAAGUGGGUUCAAAACGAAAUUGAAAGACUGGAACAGCAAGGAAAACUCAACAUCGAAGAACGUACUGCCUGGCAGCGUACCGAGCAGCAGCGAAUCCUUUCGAUACUCCAGCAGCAUUCUAACAUCACCUUGGAGCAGUUCCAAGACAAGGUACAAAACGAUCGUCGUUUCCUUAUGAGGCUUGCGGAACAGCACCAUGUUCACGUUGAAGAAGUGGACAACUAUGUUAAGCAGGUGAUCGAGGACCUACGAAAAAACGGUCAGUUUGACAUCGAACAUCUUCAAACAUGGCAGAGAGUGGAAAGAGACUAUAUUAAGAGUCUGAUUGCAGAGUACAGGAAUGGGCUGACUACUUCUGAGUACAAAGAAAAACUGUUAGCAGACCGAGCCCAUUUAAAUCACCUCGCUGACCAAUACCGCCUGAACGUUGAGCAGAUCGAGGAGUGGAUGGUUGAGGAACUAAAACGACUGCGGGGCAGUACGGAUGAAUCUUUUAAAAGCCUUAGUGCAUGGCAGACUUCCGAAUUGGAGCGCUUGCAGAAUUUAGUUAAACAGCAGAAUCAUCUUACCUUUGUGGAGUUCGAGGUGGAGCUAAACCAGGAAAGGGAGCGUUUGCAAAAGUUGGCAAACCAGUAUUCCGUCAACAUCGUAGAUAUCGAGAAGUGGCUUCGUCAGCAGCUGAUUAACCUGCGAACUACGGGUCAGGCAAAAGUAGACAAUAUGAGCAAGUGGCAGGUGGAUGAGCAACAGCGCCUAAUAGAACUACUGCUUAAGAAGCAGCAAGAGAUACCUUAUGAGCAGGUGGAGCAAGAGCUGUUUCAGGACCACGACCGUCUGCAGAGCCUUUCGCAGACUCAUCGCGUAAGCAUCGACCAGGUUGAUCAGUGGUUGAGAGAAGAACUAGUGCGCCUGCAAAAUUCUGGUCUCAUACAAUUUGAGAAACAAACACAAUGGCAAGAGAAGAUCAGCGACGGUUUUAACCGCUGGUUGCAGAAGCAGCGCAAUGGGACUAGCUACCAGGAUUUUGUGGACUUCCUCAAGCGAGACAAGCAGCGCAUGGACGGCAUCGCGAUCGAGUACCACGUGACAGUGGAGCAAGUGAAGAAAUGGGUUGAAAAAGAAGCAGCUCGACUUUCCUUGAUAGGAGUAAUUGAACGUCCGCAACAUAACGUGAAGUAUGAGGAUAUAGCCAAAAUAUUAGUUGAAAACCAGUCUGCUUCAUGGAAAAACGAUUUGUUGACACGUCUUCGAAGUGUGACCAGCCAGCGUCCUUCCUCUCGGCAAGAGUUUGACAGUUACCUGAUCCGCAACAAGGCAAUCUUCGAACAGAUCGUACGUGAAUACCAUGUGAAUAUCGAAGACAUUCACUUGUGGCUGAACCAGAACGCUAAGAUCGCGGCCCUUUUCAACUCUGAGUGGCAAACCAUGGAACGCUUUCACAUCGACAAUUUGAUAAAUCAGCAACAGCGCAAACAGCAGAGGUGGUCCAUCCAGGAGCUGGAGCUUCGACUGAGCAACGAUCACAAGCACGUGAAGGACAUAGUCGCCCAGUAUCAUGUGACUGUGGAAGAGUUAAUGAUAUGGUACAAGAACGAGCUUAGGCGACUCUUAGAGCAGCGGAGAAUCGACCGCGGCUCAGACCUCUCCUGGCAUACCGAAGAUUUGGAUAUUAGACGAAAGGCUGACAACUGGCAUGAACAAGAGCAAAAGCGUCUGCUCGAAGUUGCCGCCGGCAUAAUCAUCACAGAGAAGGAGCUUCUUGAUUUUAUCUCACAAGACACAAGCUUCCAAGUUCAAUUGGCCAAGCUCUAUCAAGUGAGUCUGGAUCAGUUGGCACCAUUCCAACGCAUAUAUAUCGGCAACAUGGCGCGCAAGAACUUACUGGAGCAGCGCCGGCUUAACCAUUUGGCCUCUUGGCAGCAACGUGAGCGCGAUCGCCUGUAUGAAUUAGUAGGUAAGCUAAACAUGACGCAGUUGGAUCUUAGAAAUUGGCAGAGCCAGGACACCCACUUGAUAGAAGAAUUUACCCAGAGGUAUGAAAUCACGGCGCAACAGCUCAAGGAUUGGCAAAACCAAGAAAUCGUGCGCAUUAACCAGUUGGCAAGUUACUACGGUAUGUCUCAGAGCGAUCUGAAACAGUUCCGGGAGGGAGAGCUUCGCCAACUGGCCUAUGUCAACCAUCAAAAACUACUGCCUACUGCCGAAUUAAAAAAGUGGGAAGAGCACUACCACUGGUCCUUAAGCCGCCUGCAAAGGCGAUAUGCCAAGUUUGGCGACGAAUUAGUCGCUUGGCGCCGCGUUCUCUUUCUGCGUAGCCAGGGGCUUAUUGACCUGCCUAAAAAUGGUGGAGUUGGUGGAUACUUGGUGGAUUCAGGAAGCUCCAACGCAACGGCUAUAUACCAGCCAAUUUUUUCAAAAGAUAGAGGAGACCAACCACCUCACGCAUACGAGGACUCCUUUCUUGAAGAGGACGAACCGGGCCUGGAAGGCGAGACGACCCGUUCUCUAACUAUAAAUUCCACCCCCAGUCUUCCUACCACCACUCCUCUUGCUCCAUACAGCCGGGGUGCACCGGUUGGAGAGUACGAAUACCAUCGUGAAGACUCCACCUUAAGCGUGGACUCGGCCUCGGCUAGCGGCGAACCCACUGGAUCUUCAGCUGAUCCCAUAGGUAAGUUGAAUGAGCCCUAUAAAAAGGAAACAAAUUUUGAGGGACAGCACAACGUGGGACACCAGCAGUUGGAACAGCUUAGAUGGAAUAAGAGGCUUAAUGAUCUUCGUAAGCAGAAUCAGGCUGAGAAUCAUCAGUCGGAUGGUCUUGGUCGCCAGCAGGUUUAUCUCGAAAGUGGCUCAACCUUUGACCAAAAGGAGGGUUACAACAGCAGAAGACAGCACCAACAGUUACCAUUAAAAGUAGAAGAAGAAACGACCACAGAGCCUUCUUUUUGGGAAAAACUCAAAGAAAAGCUCGGAUGAAAAAAAAACUAUAAGCUGCCAUUUAUGGUCUUUGCAUUAUCCGAGUCUUUAAGCUACUUCUUAUACCAAUGUUAUUUUCUACAAGUAUAUUUUUCAUAUCUGAGUUAAAUAAAUACAUUUUCUGUGCAGCAAAAA
Drosophila biarmipes is the source of this 6539-nucleotide messenger RNA. Its product is annotated as tiggrin. Bases 111 to 6404 code for a protein of 2097 amino acids. The record is from RefSeq and is a predicted model, not a curated record. NCBI's taxonomy places the organism in Eukaryota, Metazoa, Arthropoda, Insecta, Diptera, Drosophilidae. The transcript is spliced from 6 exons.